GUCUUGAUAAAAAAAUGUGUGUUAAAAUAUGCAGCAUGUUUGGUAGAACACCCAGCGUCUGUAAUUGGUGUGGAAGAGUAGCACCAUCUUUGUUUUUCCCACUUUAUCUUCCAAAUCUUAAUCGUAAUCUAAUUUGUUCAUUGUCAACGCUCAUCACUCCAACUCCAACAACGCUUCCCCUCACUGCAAGAAGGUUUUCGUUUUCACCACUUUCACCAAUGGAAGACGAAAACCAAGCCACGGAGCAGGAAUACGCCUUUCACUCCGACCUGCUCCACCAAUUCACCGUCAUCCCCUCCGUCGACAAGGCAUGGCUCUUCAACUCCCACGCCGGCUUGGCUUCGCAGGCAAUGUUUUGCGUUAGUCAACCCAACCUUUUGACCAACAAGAGGAAGAAGUCCAUCCUCUCCGCUUCCCUGCUCAGACAAAGCGACGGCACCGUUGCGUUUCACUGGGCUCCCUUUCCGAUCGAAUUGAGCGGAGUCUCCGCCAUGGUUCCGUCGCCUUCUGCCUCCAAGCUGCUGAUUGUUCGGAAUCCCGAGAAUGAAGGUCCUUGCCGCUUUGAAAUUUGGAGCUCCUCUCAACUGGAAAAGGAGUUCCAUGUCCCUCAAUCUAAGCACGGUUCUGUGUACACUGAUGGAUGGUUUGAGGGGAUCUCUUGGAAUUUGAAUGAAACUUGUAUAGCGUAUGCAGCUGAAGAACCAGCUCCUGCAAAGCCCACAUUCAAUGAUCUGGGUGGCUACCAGAAACGUAGUUCUUCAGACAAGGAUGGUGGUACUUGGAAAGCUCAAGGAGAAUGGGAGGAAGAAUGGGGAGAGACGUAUGCAGGGAAGAGGCAGCCUGCCCUUUUUGUCAUCGACAUAACUAGUGGAGAGGUACAGGCCGUCAAAGGAAUUGACAAGUCUUUGAGUGUUGGACAAGUUGUAUGGGCUCCAGCAAUCGAAGGCUCUGUGCAAUAUUUGGUCUUUGUUGGAUGGUCAUUUGAGACAAGAAAACUUGGUAUUAAGUACUGUUAUAACAGGCCAUGUGCAAUAUAUGCUGUUAAAGCACCACACCAUGAGUCAAAAGCAAAUGAAACUGAGACGUACUCAACUGAAGAUGUUCAAGCUGUUAACCUAACUCAAACCUUAAGCAGUGCUUUCUUUCCACGGUUCAGCCCAGAUGGGAAGUUUCUUGUAUUUGUAUCUGCAAGAAGCUCAGUUGAUUCUGGCGCCCAUUCUGCUACAGAUUCACUUCAUAGAAUGGAUUGGCCUGAGGAUAUGAAGCUUUAUCAAUCUUCUAAAAUUCAUGAAGUGAUUCCAGUUGUGUUGUUUGCGGAGGAUGGCAGCUUCCCAGGGCUUUACUGUUCAAAUAUCCUCAGUGAUCCAUGGCUUAUCGAUGGCCAGACCUUAGUUAUAGCUUCUGUAUGGCACAGCAAUCAAGUUUUACUUUCCAUCAAUGUGCUGAGUGGAGAAAUAUUGCGAAUCACCCCUGAUAACUCAAAUUUCUCUUGGAGUCUUCUUACAUUGGAUGGGAACAAUAUUCUUGCUGUUUCUAGCAGUCCAGUAGACGUUCCUCAAAUCAAGUACGGAGCUAUUGUUAAAAAUACAACUAAUGAUAAAGAAUGGAGUUGGUCAGAUGUCUCAAAUCCCAUAUUUAAGUGCUCAGACAAGGUUUGGUCAUCGGUCUCGUCUCUUACAUCCAAUAUAAUGAAGAUCUCAGUCAAGGAUGCUUCCGAAAGCUUAACAAAAGGUGCUAGUCAACCUUAUGAAGCUAUAUUUGUGUCAUCAAAAACUAAGAAAAGUGAUGCAUGUGAUCCAUUAAUUGUGAUCCUUCAUGGGGGACCACAUUCUGUCUUAUUGUCAAGCUUUUCAAGGCCAUUGGCUUAUCUUUCUUCGGUUGGAUAUAGCUUGUUAAUUGUUAAUUACAGAGGCUCAGUAGGAUUUGGCGAGGAAGCCUUGCAAUCUCUUCCAGGAAAAGUUGGCUCUCAGGAUGUCAACGAUGUGCUCACUGCUAUUGAUCAUGUCAUUGAUUUGGGACUCGCCAGUCCUUCAAAGAUUGCAGUUCUUGGUGGCUCACAUGGUGGCUUUCUAACAACCCACUUGAUUGGCCAGGCACCUGAGAAAUUUGUUGCAGCCGCUGCAAGGAAUCCUGUGUGUAACCUUGCACUGAUGGUUGGUACAACCGAUAUCCCUGAUUGGUGCUAUGUGGAGACUUAUGGAACCGAGGGUAGAGACAAGUUUACUGAAGCACCUUCAGCAGCGGAUCUAACUCUAUUUUAUAGCAAAUCUCCUAUUUCACACCUCUCAAAGGCAAAAACACCAACGCUUUUUCUACUUGGUGCCCAAGAUCUCCGUGUUCCAAUUUCGACUGGACUACAAUAUGCUCGGGCUUUAAGGGAGAAAGGAGUACCAACAAAAGUCAUCGUGUUUCCAAAUGAUGUUCAUGGAAUUGAAAGACCACAGUCCGACUUUGAGAGCUACCUUAACAUUGCGAUCUGGUUUAACAAGUAUUGCAAAUGAGAUGCAUUUUCAGACAAGUGACUUGAGCCAUCAUGCCAUUAAUGUUAUUGUAAUAUUGGGGCAGAAUAUUUUAUUUCUGAAAAGGAGAGUGUGGAGCAUAAUGCAUUUGUAAUUGGAAUUUCUAUCUAUUUUUAAUAAAAAGAAUAAUUCACUCAA
Molecule: messenger RNA, 2657 nt
Organism: Vigna angularis (adzuki bean)
Lineage: Eukaryota; Viridiplantae; Streptophyta; Magnoliopsida; Fabales; Fabaceae
Product: acylamino-acid-releasing enzyme
Exons: 18
Coding region: 15-2501 (828 amino acids)
Biological process (GO): proteolysis
Molecular function (GO): serine-type endopeptidase activity
Source: RefSeq, a predicted model, not a curated record